Messenger RNA from Anoplophora glabripennis (Asian longhorned beetle), 722 nucleotides. RefSeq names its product nuclear protein 1. The transcript has a single exon. Gene Ontology annotation, biological process: negative regulation of cell cycle; negative regulation of cell population proliferation; regulation of transcription by RNA polymerase II. The record is from RefSeq and is a predicted model, not a curated record. Bases 143 to 340 code for a protein of 65 amino acids. Gene Ontology annotation, cellular component: nucleus. NCBI's taxonomy places the organism in Eukaryota, Metazoa, Arthropoda, Insecta, Coleoptera, Cerambycidae.
CUUGCUCGACCAAUCGUCAGUAUUUGACUUGAACCGAAAAGCAAAUCAAAGUGCCGAGCAAUCCAAGUUACUAGUGCGAAACAAAAAAAAAAACAACUUUCAAAGUCAAAUUUCCUAGUGCAAGACAGAAAUCCAAACCAACAUGUCCGAGGCUCAUUUCGACGAGUACGAACACUACAAUUUCGAAUAUGACAAGCACAUCUUCAGCGGCCACAGCGGCAAGCAACGCAGUAAAAAGGAGGUAGAGACUCGCACCAACCAUUUUGACCCCAGCGGACAUUCCAGAAAGAUUUUAACGAAGCUGAUGAACACCGAACAGAACAAGAAGAAGGCCUCGUAGAACCAAACGGGACCGAUUCCAGUGAGUGCGAACGCAUUUACGUUUUAUUUAUUGAGAAAAAAAAAGACGUUUCCUACGGCGUGUCUAACGGACUGUGAUUUAUUUUUUACGGAAUAAUAUUUGUUAUUUUAACUUUAUGUUCACCUCGCUCCCAAGGCCGAUUUCCAUACACGAUGCAAUAACUUUUUAAAAAUAAAUCGAAGGCCGCACAAAUAAAGCAUAAGAUAGUUAUUUACGUCUUUUGUAUUAUUUUAUUUGUAAGUAAUGUUGGUGUUCUGAGGUUAUUUUCUGUGCUCUGUGUUAUUAAUUACUAAGUUGAAUGUCUGCAGAUUAUAUCUGUGAUGAUAAUAUGAUCGAAUUAAUAAAAUUAUUAUAUUUAAUA